GCCAGGCGGCCACGAUGACGUCCAAAUCAGGGGUAAGAAAAUGUACCAACGGACAGUGGAGAUAUUGGAAGAAACGAAAACUAUUUGGCCACUUGCAUCAAGCUGGCUGAAAGGACUAAGAAAGUGGUUCGAGCAGGACCCAAAUGCUAACGGGGCGCCUUUCCAAGGGGCUACUAUGGACCAUGCUGGCAACGGAAAAUGUCCAACUUGUACCCACCUCGGUCAACGCCGCCGUCCUUUGUCGAAAACGCAGCAGCUAUGACAGAGAACGGUCCUGCGAUGCUUCCUCCUUUGCAGCAAACACAGUCCGGUUAUGCGAACCAACCUCCCUCGCUUCCACCUUUGUCACCCUAUGUCCAUCCCCAGCAACUGCCUAGCCAGCAGGCUCAGCAACAACAAGCUUACCAGGCCAAUCAAUAUCAACUACCACAGUCUUACCAACAACUCCAUCGUAAGGCCCAGCAGCAAGACGCCUACCAAGCGCAGCACCUCCAGCAACCACCUCAGCAGUCCCCCCAGCAGCACGAAGGCUUCCACGCUCUCUACCAGGCAUCCCAGCAUCAGACGCCAAUGAUACAAUCUUACCAUCCCCAGACAUACAUGCAAGAUUGCAACCCUAUGCCCAUUGGAGAUGACGGGUACGACUUUCAUCUCGAACAAAUGAUCAGCACACAUUGGAACACACCAAACGGUCCGUCAGCGCUUUAUGAUUACUCAAUGGGUGGUGGGCAGCCUCCAUUAUGAGCUCCCGACCGCAUACAACACCGAAAGAAAACUUAGAAGUAAAUUUCAUGCCGAGUCUCCAACCAACUCCUUGCUACACCAGCGGAUCGGGGGCACCCGAAGAUCUACACUACGACAUGUAUUUAUAAUAUAUUCUCGAUACUGGGAAUCGCACUAGUGCGCAAUAUUUCACUUUGUAUAUCUGACAGUCAUUUCUGGACACCGAGACUUCAUCGGGCAGGCCCGAUGAAGUAUUUUA
This is a messenger RNA of Pseudomassariella vexata, 982 nucleotides long. RefSeq lists its product as uncharacterized. The coding region runs from base 199 to 744 and encodes 181 amino acids. The transcript is spliced from 2 exons. Lineage: Eukaryota; Fungi; Ascomycota; Sordariomycetes; Amphisphaeriales; Pseudomassariaceae. The record is from RefSeq and is a predicted model, not a curated record.